AUGAAGCUAUUCACUACUUUCAUUUUUAUUGCUGCUGUUGCAUCUGUUGCUUUUACAUUUACUUUCGUUGCUGAAGAAAUACAGAAAGAUGGUGGAACUGUGAUUGGUAUUGAUCUUGGAACAACAUAUUCAUGUGUUGGUAUUUUCAAGAAUGGUCAAAUAGAAAUUAUUGCUAAUGAUCAAGGUAAUCGAAUUACGCCAUCUUAUGUAGCAUUUACAUCUGACGGUGAACGAUUAAUUGGUGAUGCAGCUAAAAAUCAAUUGACAUCAAAUCCAGAAAGUAUGUUUAGCUUUUUUAUUAUUGAAUUUAUAUUUCUAUGUAAUAAUAAAUAUGUUUAG
Molecule: messenger RNA, 339 nt
Organism: Rotaria sp. Silwood2
Lineage: Eukaryota; Metazoa; Rotifera; Eurotatoria; Philodinida; Philodinidae
Source: the annotation of a GenBank genome assembly